Molecule: messenger RNA, 7436 nt
Organism: Xyrichtys novacula (pearly razorfish)
Lineage: Eukaryota; Metazoa; Chordata; Actinopteri; Labriformes; Labridae
Source: the annotation of a GenBank genome assembly
UCCCACAGACUCACAAAGUCCUGCAGCCUUGUUUAUCAACAACACCCACCCGCUGCGGUACAACUUGUUCAACUACAGCUGACGCGAUUUUUAUCUUGGUCAAACAAACAUCUCACCUUUAUAACCGAUAACAGACCGUAUAACGGUCUUUUUUGUCGGUGACUCGGUGUUUUAAUCAUGUCUACCGGAGUCCCCUCUCUGUUAAUCUCCUGGCUGGCUUUGGCCGCUGUGCUCGGUUCGGUGCUCGGGCUUAGUGAGGACCUCGACCGGCCUCUGUUCGGGCCUCCAGGGUCUCCCAUCCGACUUCAUGAGUCCGACCCGGGACUGAAGAAGGCUCUGGGUUUCGCCGAGGAGCGCUAUAACCGGGGCUCCAACGCCAUGCAUCUCCGCAAAGUCAGCCGCUUCAUCUCGGCCACCAAGCAGGUAACAAUAACAUCAGCUUCUGAGGAUAUCUUUGAUCAAAUUCAUUCACAACAUCGAACAUCACAUGAAACAUUGCAACAGCAGACUGGUAAAAGUCAAGGAUUUUAGUAGUCCAACGCUGUGUUACAUACAGCCGUAGCUGUGCGCACUAAGAUAAUCACAACAUGGUUCCCAAAAGCUCCUUAAAGCUGCGUCACACGAACCAGAUUUAACUCAACAAAGGAGGUGACCUGUAUCACGUUAUCUGUUCAUACAUUAGAUUAAAAUAUCAUUCUUUUUGAAAGAACUUCUGUGAUUUGACUUUAUCUGAAAAUUCAUCUUCUUAUUCCACUUAAACAAUUUUGAAAUCCUUUAGAAAAACACGAAGUGAGCAUAUGUAACAUGUUAUAAGCUCCUAUCUUACAACAGCAUUGUUAGCUGGCCUCCUCACAGUUGCAUUGCGCACCCAUCUGUCCAGAAAGGUCUAGUGCCACCAGGCUGUCAGUGUAGCAAACUGAGAGUCAAGACAGAACAACAAAGUCAGCAUUCACAUAGAGCCAAAGCAGAGGCUUGUGUGAGACACACAUAUACUACAUGAAAACCCUGACACAAUGCUCAUGCCCUGUUAAAUGCUUCAUGUAUUAAAAAACGGCACUACUUCAUGUUUGUUUUUCAGCUGGUGAAGGGUAUCCGCUACACUAUAACAGUGGAACUGAGUAACACUCAAUGUAAGAAAUCCUCCAUGCUCAGGACAUGUGACUUCUAUCCCGAGUCACAGAAACUUAAGGUAUGUUGUUUACAUCUGUAUGUGUGAGUGGGGAUGUGUGAAUUAAAGUGAUCUCACAGAAAAAGAGGGUGGAACAUCCUCGUAGCUUUGGAACAGCAUAUUUUUAUUAAAGUUGUAUAUUAAACUUCCCAUAAUGGGAAUGCUGCUGCGUGAGAAUCUAAUAAGUGUGGCUGCACAGUUGUGUGCAUUUAGCAGAGGUAUGACCUAUAACUGGAUCUUAUGACUUCAGUCUGACUCGGAAUAACCACAAGCAGGCUUAUUCUGCUGCUCUACAUCCAUGCUUGCACGACAUGGACAAAUGGGCUUUUUGUUAGUUCCUUUUGUUCCACUAUCCUCUUACUCAAUAAACACCCUCUCUUGGCCAAAGGACAAAGUAAGUAAAUGGAGCUAUUUCACUCUUAUAAAUGUAAAGACAUACAGAAGACAAACAUUGUUUUUUUGUGUGAUUAGCUUGAGCUACAUAGUGUUAAGCAAUAUUAAUUAACAGUUCACUCUUUUAAUGUACAAUAUCUGUGUCUUAUUUGUUUUUUGUUCAUAUCAGACAGAGGUGUGUGUGUUCGAAGUGUGGGACAUUCCCUGGCAGGGCACCUCAACUCUGCUCAAACAGAAAUGCCAGCUCAAAGGUAAGACAUCAGCAAAAAAUGUGACCCUCAACCAUCUCAGUCACAAAUAAUACAACCAAAAACACAAUUUAAGUUUGCUGUGAAUGACUGUGAACUCUCAGAUGUCAUUUACUCUUACAUUCAAAGGUUUGAGAUAUGCUUUAAUACAACUAACUUGCUUUGGUUAUGAUGUUAUCCUCAUUGCUUAAAUCCUGCCCUCAAGGUUGGCAAUCGCUCCUUUUAGUCAUAUAAGUGCUGUUUCACACCACAUAGUAAAGAACAUUUGCAGUAAUCCUGCAGGUUUACUUGUCUCAUCUUGUCUCAUCUGCCUGAACCAUCCAGUCAGUGCAAGUAUUUGUCCUUGUGGAAAGGCUUGAUGCAAAUGUUCUCUGAACUUUGAUCAGAUUUUGUUUUGUUUGGCUAAAAAACAUUGACCACAAAUAGACUGAUCUGACCUUCAAUGCUUGAUUAUUAUGUAAUGUCACUGUUAGAUAACCUCACUGUUGAGGAAUACGUAAUACCCAAAUGAUAAAGGACAAGACCAGGUUCAAAUGUCGUCUUGUAAUGUCGAGAUCUUUUUUCCUCUCAAUGGUUAUGAUGGAGCCCAGUUUUUAGUUGGCCUCAUUUACUUAACUCACUAAUUUGAAGUUGUUGAAAAUCAAUAAAGUUUUAAAGGGAUGUUACAUCUGUGUAUGCUAACAUGUGCUUUUAAAUGUCUCUGAUUAGCUGACUCUGAACAAGAAGAGACCACCAAAGUCGUGGAUGCAUCGACUAGCCCACUUUCGGAGGUAAAAACACAAAGCCGGAUCAAUAACAGGACCACCAACAAUCUUGAUCUUCCCUCUCUUUAUCAGCCCUUCAAGCUGGUGUCAAAUGUUCCACUUCUAUCAGCUGAAUCAGUCAAUCAAUCAAUCAACUUUAUUUCUACAGCACAUUUAAAAGAACCACGGGGGUAGCCAAAGUGCUUGUACACUGAACUGAGUGCUGAAAUUUGUAAUUUAAGUAGGUCUUCGUUGCUCAUUUUGUUUGUCUGCCGUUUUUCCAGCAGGAGUCUGUGGAGCUGUUGGGGAAGUUCAAAGAGUUCAUGGUUAAAUACAAGAAAGACUACAACACUCAGGAGGGUGAGUGACUGAUACCUGUAUUCUUAAAUGUGCUGUGAGGAGUUUCUAAUUGGUUGAGAAACAGUCUAAAACCUUACACCAAGGCCUCUUUAUGACCUUUAAAAGCCAAUGGGACCAUCAGCAACAGCAAUGAAUAUUUCUCAGCUGAAGGAUUUUAAAGCCUGACACUGCUAUAAAGUGAGUAGGUGUCAGACCAGAUGAACCAGAUCUUUUACCCUGGCAUCUGCUCACGGUGGGUGGUAUGAUUGACAUUUAAAGGACAAAAGAAAGAGGCUUUGGUCUGAAAACACUUUGUGCACAUGUACAGGACAAGAUAAGACUUUGUCAAAACAGACCAAAAAAUUCCUCACAGCAGCUCUAUCAUACAAAACAUACAUGGGUGCAUUGUGUUAAAGUCCUGCCUCUUUGUCUGCUUAUAGCAACAAUGAAUUCCUUAGGUCCCAUACAGAAACCCAAACAUGUGCAUAAUAUCAGACUCUUCAAUGCUGUGCAAAUUCUGAAUGAUUAAUUAUCAAUCACUUACUAAAAGAAAAUCUUAAUUUUUCCCCAGUAUAAUAACAAUACUUCUUCCUAAAUCAUAUUGCUUUAUUUUGCACAACUUCAUGACACGUUCCUGAACAUAAAGGGAAUUAUAAUUGUUUAACUCGCUGAAUAUCUUAAUGUUGAGUAGGAUUAUAAAAAUAAAAAUCUCCACAGAGAUGAAGUCGUGUAGAGCGAGGCUCAAACUACUAAAUGUGAAACUGCUCCAACAACAGAUCACAGUGUUAAUUUUCUUUCUACUACCAGUCCAGCAGCAGCAAACAUGCCCAGAAGGCGAAUAUGUUAGUGAUACGCAGAGACAACUGUGCGCCACCUUUUCCAGUCAGUGAAAUCUCUGCGUGCUGACUUUCUAUCAGUUUGCCGGCUUUGCGUUGCAGGAUGGAGUGAUUUCUUGUAACAAAGUGUCAACUUCCAUGUCCCUGCUGUCAGUGGCUGGGGCAGUUGUUUCUUGCUUUCGCAAAAAAGAGGAGCCUUCUUAGAGACUGGAACAAGGCUUUUCUGAUGGGGGGUGACAUGUUUUGAGCUUCAAACACACCAUGGUAACCAUGGUAUAAGAGACCUCAUGUUGAUAAAAAAAAAGACAAAAACAGAAGGAAAAGUGUCGUCCUAAAAUAAAAACAGUUCCUACAAGAGAAGCUGUCAUGGGGAACUUAAAAGUCAUGGGUUGGUUUGCCAUCAGACUCAUUUGUUGUUUCAAAACUUGGUCAAAGGGCAAGUGUCUGAAAUGGAACUCUUGCAAUUCCUUAACUCGUGUUCUUAGUCUGUGUUUGUUUGUGUGUUUGUCCUGCAGAGACAGAGCGUCGUUUGCAAAUCUUCCAUGAGAACUUGAAAACAGCAGAGAAGCUUCAGUCAUUGGAUCAAGGGUCAGCCGAGUAUGGAGUCACCAAGUUCAGCGACCUAACCGGUACGUGCAUCUGUAUGGGUUUUGCCUGUGUGCUCACACACUUUCUGGUACUUCUCCAAAGUUGCAGAUGAGGACAUACAUCCUCCUGCUUCAUGUGGGUUGCAUCAGCCUCAGUGGACAGUUUACUGAGUAAUGAAAACCUUCAGCUGCUCUCUUUCUUUUUAAAUCCUGUUUCUGUAGAGGAAGAGUUUCGUUCUGUGUACCUGAACCCACUGCUGAGUCAGUGGACACUUCACCGACAAAUGAAACUGGCCGCUCCUGCCAAAAGCCCCGCCCCUGCCAGUUGGGAUUGGAGGGAUCAUGGAGCUGUUAGUCCUGUUAAGAACCAGGUACCAGCCAGCAGACCUAAUUACAGAGGAUUAACUUUAAAUAGAGCGUAUGAAUUAAUGAUCAUCUUUUCCUGUGUGUGUCUGCGCGUGUGUGUGUCUUUCAUAAAGGGCAUGUGUGGGUCUUGCUGGGCAUUUUCUGUCACAGGCAACAUCGAAGGCCAGUGGUUCCUGAAAAAUGGGUCCUUACUGUCUCUUUCUGAGCAAGGUAAAAAAGCAGAUUUUCACAAACCCACGGUCACCAAAAAAAGCAGAGAUACGAAGAAAAAUCAAUAUCUGCCUUCUGCAGAAUGAGUCCACUUUACCUUUGCAGAUAAAACCCAUGGUUUGAGUGCUUUAUUGAUUUGUUUCCCUCAGAACUGGUUGACUGUGAUGGGCUGGACCAGGCAUGCAGAGGGGGGUUGCCAUCAAAUGCUUACGAAGCAAUUGAGAAGCUGGGUAAGACAGACAUGGGCAUAACUCAUGAGUGCAGCACUUUAUUUCUCUCACCCCCUUUUAUUGUCAUGAAAUUCAAGUGGUUUUCUAACUUCUUUGCACCCAUUACAUUUCAUUUGUGCCAGAAUUGAUUGUCCGAGCUAACGCAAAUCUUCUUUUUUUAUAUGUUGUCAAGGUGGCCUUGAGACUGAGUCUGACUAUUCCUACACUGGACACAAACAAAAGUGUGACUUUACCAACAGGAAAGUGGCAGCCUACAUCAAUAGCUCUGUGGAGCUGUCCAAAGAUGAAGAGGGUAAGUGAGCUCGAUGAAGAAGAACAGAUAAAUGUGUUGAAAGAAGUUCCCUCUACAUUAGACACAUGGAACCUUUUUUAAUCUGUAGUUGACAAAAACAGUAUUUCAACUGAAUGAUCAAACAGUAACGUCACAUUAAAGUAGUAGAGAUUUGUCGGUGUUGACUUUACAGGUGUAAUACAGAAAUAUCUCUCAUGCUGCUUUCUCUCCAGAAAUUGCUGCUUGGCUGGCUGAGAAUGGACCCAUCUCUGUUGCUCUGAAUGCCUUCGCCAUGCAGGUUUGCAGAUUUGUUGUGUCUAUACUUAUCCAUGACAGUAACAGACAUAUCAACGAAAUCUGCUUCACUUAACUCACCCCAUGUUAGAUACACAUUGAUACACGAUAUACUUUCAAGGUUUUAAUGAGAAAAUGUCACUCUUUUUAAUUUUCUUUGAACUUUUCUAGUUUUACAGGAAAGGUGUAUCUCACCCUUUGAAGAUUUUCUGCAACCCCUGGAUGAUUGACCAUGCUGUCCUGAUGGUGGGAUACGGGGAACGUGAGUAUUUUCAUUAUUCUUUGUUUGUCCAUGUUCAUGUGACAGACACAUUUGUUUUUCUCAGUAGCCACACUUUUUCGUAAAUCUGGGUAGACUCAUGUUCACUGUAUGGAUGCUUCUUUGCUAACAGGUAAAGGCACUCCAUUCUGGGCCAUCAAAAACAGCUGGGGCGAAGAUUACGGAGAGCAGGUGAGACAACCUUUUCUGGAAACAAUGUUUGUCAGUCAGAGAUAAAAAUCACAUAAAGUGUGAAAUUAAACACAGUGUAAUAUUUUAUAUUCUAAUUAUUCUUUAAAUUUUGUUACUGCUGGGAUAAAGUUGUAAGAGUCUUUGUGUUUUUUCUUGUCUCCUCUUUCUUGCACAGGGUUACUACUACUUGUACAGGGGGUCCAAUGCGUGCGGGAUCAACAAGAUGUGCUCAUCUGCUGUCGUCAACUAAACACAAGAGCCAACAUAUUGACUCGCACAGACACAAUCAAGCUGCCACACUAAAAGCUGAUUCCAUUACUGAUACUGCACAAAGUUAUUUGAUCCAAACUGCAUGAUGGUCAUGAUCAAACACAGAUAAAGUCCUGUUGCUGUAACUUAAACCAGACUAGUUCUCAUACCCUCGUACCUCACACCUCGUGUCAGUUUACUGAAACUUUAAUUUAUUGAAAAUGGACCAUUUCAAAUAAAAUUAGAGCCGCUGACAAAUUGUAAAUAGACUUAUAUUCAUACUGAUUUUACCUCUGCAUUUUAUUCUACUAACUUGGCAGGUCAAUGUAGAGGGAGUGUUUUAGGGGUUUUUGGUUUUACCUCAUCUUUCCCUGACAGUAGCUUAGCCAGAGUUUGAAGCUUCUGUGAGGACUUUGUGUCGAUGUUGGCGCCCCCUGUUGUUUCAGUGGUACUUUUAUCCCUUGUACCUUGUCCUGUUGUGUAAUCUUGACAUAUAGUCUCAUCCUGCUGUCUUUAGCUGUAAGUGUUUUUAACCUUUUAAUGAACGUUCAUUUUUGCUUAGAAAUAAGUGGAAAUAAAAAAAAGUCUGAUUUUUCAGGAUGAAGUCAUUUGACACUUACUCCCUCUUCAGGUAGGGUUUUGGGCAUGACAAAAUUAUACUACUGAAACUGUCUGUUGCUGAUGGUCUCAUUGUCACAGGUCGUAAAGACACACAGCUGUUCAUUUCCGUGUGUUUUUACUACUAGGUAACAUCUCCUCACAGGAGCCUUGAUUAAGACAGCACUAACCAUGUUUAGACACCUUUGCUGCAAGUUUUCUUAUAUAUUCCAUUAAUGCUAUGAAGUGUGAGUAUUCUUGAAUGAUUGAAGUUCAAACUUUUUUUUUGCACUACUACAUAAUGAAAAUGCAAUUGUAAAGACUGCUGUAAAACCAUGAGGAACAGAUGUAAGGUUGAAUAAAAACAUUGGCAAUUUUAGUCUUGAUUUAGUUUCUAUUUUAUUCAAACCCCACAGCAAUGACAGGAAAUUGUAUUCAUCAAACAAUAAAAGGG